Molecule: messenger RNA, 2489 nt
Organism: Drosophila willistoni
Lineage: Eukaryota; Metazoa; Arthropoda; Insecta; Diptera; Drosophilidae
Product: cytoplasmic dynein 1 intermediate chain
Exons: 10
Coding region: 292-2283 (663 amino acids)
Biological process (GO): transport along microtubule
Cellular component (GO): cytoplasmic dynein complex
Molecular function (GO): dynein heavy chain binding; dynein light chain binding
Source: RefSeq, a predicted model, not a curated record
UAUAUGGUCACACUGGUCAAAACAUUGGAGUGGAGUUGCAUUUUGGCACAUUAAAGAAUGUUAAUUUAAGUGCAUAAAAUACGUAAAACAGCAACCACAAUUCAUCCAUAGAUAACCGUGCACAGGUAGCCCAUUAGAGAGAGUUCAAUUUGAUAAAGCACCCAAAGGAAAGUAUAUCCCUAUAAAAAAGGCUCCUGGGAUAGUUUUAGUUCCACCCACCCACAGACACACACACACGCACAAUUAUAAACACCCACUUAUCGCCCCCAUAACAUUCAAUAAGGAAGAAACAUGGAUCGCAAAGCUGAGCUCGAGCGUAAAAAGGCCAAACUGGCUGCAUUACGAGAGGAGAAAGAUCGACGCCGUCGUGAAAAGGAAAUCAAAGAUAUGGAAGAAGCCGCUGGACGCAUUGGAGGUGGUUCUACCAUAGAUAAAGAUCAGCGAAAAGAUUUAGAUGAAAUGCUUUCAUCUUUGGGCGUGGCUCCUGUUUCCGAAGUGUUAUCUUCCUUGUCAUCGGUUAAUUCAAUAACAUCGGAUAAUUCCAAUACACAAACACCAGAUGCUAGCCUUCAGGCCACUGUUAAUGGACAGGGUGGCAAGAAGCAACCACUUAAUCUCAGCGUUUACAAUGUGCAAGCUACAAACAUUCCACCAAAGGAGACUCUGGUCUAUACGAAACAGACGCAAACGACCAGCACUGGAGGUCAUGAGCGUGAUGUUCUUUCUUGCCACUCAUCGCCUCUGUCAGGAUAUAUGGAGGACUGGUGGCGUCCACGUAAAGCUCAUGCAACGGAUUAUUAUGAUGAAUACAAUCUUAAUCCGGGUUUAGAGUGGGAGGAUGAAUUCACAGGAGAUGACGAAGAGAGCUCGCUGCCCCAUUUGGAUCAUGGUUUCACUUCCAAAUUGCCGCCUGGUUAUCUAACUCAUGGUCUGCCCACGGUCAAGGAUGUCGCCCCAGCCAUUACGCCACUCGAACAAAAGAAAGAGCAAGAAGAGAAGAAGGAAGUCAAGGAGCUAUCGGAGGAGCAAAAACAGAUGAUUAUUCUAUCCGAGGAUUUUCAGAGAUUUGUUGUGCGCGCUGGUCGCGUCAUUGAGCGUGCUUUAUCGGAAAAUGUGGACAUCUAUACGGACUACAUCGGCGGCGGAGACAGCGAGGAGGCUAACGACGAACGUUCUCAUGCUCGACUCUCAUUGAAUCGAGCUUUUUACGACGAACGCUGGUCAAAGAAUCGUUGCAUCACCAGCAUGGACUGGUCCACACACUUCCCAGAGCUAGUGGUGGCCUCAUAUCAUAAUAAUGUUGAAAGUCCCAAUGAACCGGACGGUGUGGUCAUGGUGUGGAAUACAAAAUUCAAGAAGCAAACACCUGAGGAUGUCUUUCACUGUCAGAGCGCUGUGAUGUCCACCUGCUUUGCCAAGUUCAAUCCCAAUCUUAUUCUCGGUGGCACCUAUUCAGGCCAAAUAGUACUUUGGGAUAAUCGUGUCCAGAAGCGUACUCCCAUACAGCGUACCCCAUUAAGUGCGGCAGCCCACACACAUCCCGUGUACUGCCUACAAAUGGUGGGCACUCAGAAUGCGCAUAAUGUCAUCUCGAUAUCCUCGGAUGGCAAAUUGUGCUCAUGGUCGUUGGAUAUGUUGUCGCAGCCACAGGACACUCUGGAACUGCAGCAGCGACAGUCAAAGGCCAUUGCCAUCACCUCAAUGGCUUUUCCGGCCAAUGAGAUCAACAGUCUGGUUAUGGGCAGUGAAGAUGGUUAUGUCUAUUCGGCAUCACGUCAUGGCCUUCGCUCUGGGGUGAAUGAGGUAUUCGAACGACAUCUGGGGCCUAUUACAGGCAUCUCAACGCAUUAUAAUCAAUCGUCUCCGGACUUUGGUCACCUGUUCCUUACCUCGUCCAUUGACUGGACCAUCAAAUUGUGGUCGCUUAAGGACACGAAACCGCUUUACUCGUUUGAGGAUAAUUCCGAUUAUGUGAUGGAUGUCGCUUGGUCGCCCGUUCAUCCGGCAUUAUUCGCUGCUGUCGAUGGUAGCGGUCGUCUUGAUUUGUGGAAUCUCAAUCAGGAUACCGAAGUACCAACAGCAUCGAUUGUUGUCGACGGUGCGCCGGCGCUCAAUCGUGUAUCAUGGACGCCAUCCGGCCUCCAUGUCUGUAUUGGCGAUGAAGCCGGAAGGCUCUAUGUAUACGAUGUUGCCGAGCAUUUGGCGCUACCGUCGCGCGAUGAAUGGUCGCGAUUCAAUACGACGCUCAGUGAGCUCAAGAUGAACCAGAGCGAUGAGGUCUAGGGCGAACGGGGGGGGUUUGGUUCAGGCAUAGCCGAUAGCCGGUAGUAGUUAAUAGUUCAUAAUGCUUCCUUCCCUCCUCUUUCUCUCUCUCUCUCUCUCUCUGUCUCUCCACUCUAUCCAUAUAGCUGAUAUCAUAAUUUUCUAUCUUUGUUUCUAAUUUUGUUUAUUUUAAUAGAGGGAGAAGAAGAAAUAAUCGAAAAAAAAAG